GUUGGCUGCGGCAAUAUCACGGUAGAAGAUCUCAUAGAGCUUAAGAGAUGUAGAUACCUACGAACUCCUUACUGCUCUUCCUCCUCUUAAAACACUAGAUAGAUUCUUCAGGUGGAACCCCAUUGUGGAUGGAAAGUUCAUUGUGGACGCCCCAUUGAACAUAUUAAAAAAGAAAAAGGACCUGCCCAACGCAUGUUAAAAACCAUUGAUUUGAUGCUCGGAUUCAACAGUAAUGAUGGGUUUGCUAUUGUAUGGUGGUGGGCGUAUCUACAUCGACCUAAAGGGUCUCCCCGUGUUCCAUUAGCCUGGAAUGAUACAGUGUUAUUCUUACCUGUGUUACAUGACCUUAUUCGCGAUUACAUCCAAGAAAAUAGUUUGGAAUCAAUCGCCAGUGUUAUCCAUGAUGUAUUCUCAUAUACAUACCUAGGACUUAACAAAGGCAACGAAAAAGACAAUGAAAACAUUGCUGCUAUUACUCAUGACUUCAUCACGGAUUACUGGUAUAGAAUUGCUACAAUUGAAUUCUCACAACUACACACUGCUCUCGGGGGCAGUCCCUUCCUAUACCAGCUUACGCAAAAGAAGGCGAACGACAAUGAAGACAUUACAUGGUUGAAGGGAGCCAAACAUGGUGAUGAUCUAGAUUAUAUAUUUCCUGAUGUUGACUCCUUCCUUAAUCGACCAAAGGAGGAACAACGUCUGUCAUACAACAUGAUUAUGUAUUGGACUAACUUUGCAAAAACCGGAGAUCCCAAUAAACCUUCUGCAGACCCAGCCCUCCCAACAGUUUGGCCAAUCUUCACGGCCGAGAACGGCGAGUACCUUGACUUAUCAAAUAACAUUACUCCAGUUGAUGGCAUCACCAAAGCUGAUCGUGUUAGACUAUGGACAGAGUUUCUCCCAAAGGUUAUUGCUUCUGCAGAGUGUGGUGUUCGGAAAAUUAAAAGAAAGCUGAACAGAAAAGAGAAGAAGUCCGAUGAUAUAUAGCAUACUAGCUUACUAUAUGAACGAAUCAAGAUAUGACAAUAUGGCAGACUUGCUUGUACACAAUGGGGUGCGCCUCUCAUAACCAAUAAAAAUAAAUUUUGAAGGAAGAUGCAUCCGUUUUGGUAAAAUUCAAAAUAAAUCUUGUUUAUGCCACAAUCGCAC
Molecule: messenger RNA, 1149 nt
Organism: Owenia fusiformis
Lineage: Eukaryota; Metazoa; Annelida; Polychaeta; Sabellida; Oweniidae
Source: the annotation of a GenBank genome assembly